This is a messenger RNA of Macrosiphum euphorbiae (potato aphid), 474 nucleotides long. NCBI's taxonomy places the organism in Eukaryota, Metazoa, Arthropoda, Insecta, Hemiptera, Aphididae. The record is from the annotation of a GenBank genome assembly.
AUGAGUGAUGAAGAUAUAAUAAUUACAAGUGCAGCUUUUGUUUUUACAUCGUUAGUUUCUCGAGUAAAGAAAAAUAAAUCUUUACAUAAAAGACGUUGGUGGCAACGUACAAUUUUUGAAAGUAGAUGUCGUUAUAAUGGAAACGAUUUAUUAAAUGAUUUAAGACUGGAACAUCCAGGAUUCAAAAACUUUAUACGGAUGUCACCAACAGAUUUUGAAUCAUUGCUUGAAGUUAUUGGUCCUCAAAUUGGAAAGGAUAUAACUCAUCUAAGGGAAACGAUUUCACCAAACGUGCGGCUGGCCGUAACAUUACGUUUUUUGGCUACUGGUGAUUCGUAUACAAGUUUAAUGUAUCUUUUUAAAAUUUCCAAACAAAUAAUAUCUAAUAUAGUUCCAGAAGUAUGUGAAGCUAUAGUUGAAGCCUUAAAAUUAUAUGUUCAGGUAAAUAUUAAAAACCUAAAUAGUAAAUUAUAA